AUGGGGACGAUGCCGUUGGCCAAUUUGCAAGAAUAUUGGUCGAGGAAUGUCGUCAGUUAUAUUCCUUUCUAUUCGGAUACAUUUACUAGAGAUAGAUUUAGCCAAAUCUUCUGGAUGCUUCACCUGGAAACUAUUCCAACACGCAACACCAAUCCACGAACGCGCCUACAACGCGUAAGCAGCUGCUUUUUGGACUAUGUCACCUCGAAGUUUUUGGAUUAUUUUAUCCCGGGCGAGCACAUAUGUGUGGAUGAGUCCACUAUAAAAUUCAAGGGUCGAAUUUCGUUCAUAACUUACAAUCCGAAGAAACCCACAAAAUGGGGUAUCAGAGUUUAUGCUUUAGCUGACUCAAAGACUGGCUACAUUUGCUGCAUUUUGCCAUAUUACGGGUCACUCACCACAGAGCUCUUGGUGAGACCCGAUUUACCAGUGUCAUCGAGAAUUCCAAUACACUUAUAUCAAAUGUUGUUGGAAAAAAUUCCAGGUGCUCAAGGGCACCAUAUGUAUACGGACCGCUACUACACCAGUUAUUUCUUAGCGCAAGGACUAGCCAAAUUAAAAUGUAAUCUUACCGGAACAAUUUUAACGAACAGGAAAGGAUUGCACAAGGAAAUAAAAAAGCCAAAUUUUUCGAAAAAAUCCACGGUCGCGUAUCGACAGGACAACACCUUAGUUUUAGGAUGGAAAGAUAAGAGGGUUGUCACUUGCUUGACUACGGCGGGUGACACAGGAAUGACGACGGUCAAAAGAAUUACACGAGGAGGUGUGGAUAUAAUGGUCAAGAAACCCAAUAUUGUAUUCAAUUAUAUAAAAAAUAUGGGCGGUGUUGAUCGGGUGGACCAAUAUGCCGUCAACCUAUUGUUUCCUGCGAAAAUCGCUUAA
Messenger RNA from Eufriesea mexicana, 882 nucleotides. RefSeq names its product piggyBac transposable element-derived protein 4-like. Bases 1 to 882 code for a protein of 293 amino acids. Lineage: Eukaryota; Metazoa; Arthropoda; Insecta; Hymenoptera; Apidae. The record is from RefSeq and is a predicted model, not a curated record. The transcript has a single exon.